ACACUUUAAUGUAAUAUUCCUGAUCACAUGACUCUUAAAAUGGCCGACAAAAACAGUCUGAGCAAACAGUUUGAAAAUGAAGAGAAAACAGAUGAUAUAUUUGAUGAAGAUGUAGAUGAUGAUCGUAUUGUUUCGAAGGAAUGGAAAAAGAUACAGUCAGGACUAUUGGAGGGAGGAUACAGAGAAGGAUUAACGUCGGGGAAAGAAUCAAAACUUCAGAAGGGGUUCAAUGAAGGGUUUUCAGAUGGUGCUCAGACUCUCUAUAAACUGGCAAAACAGAGAGGAGAAAUUAGUGCUAGAUUAUCUUGCCAGUACCAACAUGAUCAAGGCAUAAGUUCUGAAGAUGAAAAGGAACUUCAAAAACAGUUAAAUCAUAUAACACAGUUGGAAAAAGACCUAAUAAAUGCAUCAAAAAGUCGAAAUAUCAAUGAGAUGAAAAUACUUAAAAGUCAGAAAAUAUUUUGAUUUACAAUCAUUAAGCAUAUACAUGUAUAUAUGUGGACAACAUACGGAAAAUGUCCAAUGGGAAAGUGUCCAGUAACAACAGUGUCUUGAUGAAGCAAAACAAUUCUGAUUAUGACCAUACUUUAAUCAGCUGAAUAUGUACUUGUCUUUGAUAAUGUAGUCAAUGAUGGUUUGAAGUUUUAAGCACAAAAAUACAGUGUUUAUAAUUGAAAAAUCUUUUAAAGGCUUGCAUUAGAAGUUUAUUCAGUAGCUGGAGUAAGACCAGGGUUAUUUUUUUGAUACAACAGAAAUAUCUACACAAAUGUCUUAAUGAAGAACAGUUUUGUCUACAAUAAACAUUUGAUACUGUCACAGUCUUAUAUGAUUUAUCUUAACACUUUAAAGCUUUGAGAUACA
Molecule: messenger RNA, 861 nt
Organism: Mytilus trossulus (common blue mussel)
Lineage: Eukaryota; Metazoa; Mollusca; Bivalvia; Mytilida; Mytilidae
Product: protein YAE1 homolog
Exons: 3
Coding region: 28-465 (145 amino acids)
Source: RefSeq, a predicted model, not a curated record